AUGGCGGCGCUGGAGGGAGCGUCGCCGGUCGACGACGACGCUGGCGCCGGCGGCGAGGCCGCGGCGCCUGCGGAGGCGGCGGCGCCCGCAGCGGCGGCGGCGCCGUCGAAGCAGGCGGAGGCGGCGGCGGCGGCGCCCGCCGCGGCCGUGGGCGUGGAGGUGGCUGGCUACGCAGGCUCGUUGCUGGAGGCCAUCGCCGACGGCGCGGUGGAGAGGGCGCCGCUGCCCACCUUCGGCGACUGGGUGAAGUGGCGCGCGGCCGCGGGCCGGCGGCUUCGCACGGCGCCCGCGAUCGCCGCGAGCGAGAGCGCGCUCUGGCGGAGCACGGUGGAGGCGCUGCACGGCCAGGACUGGCAGGAGCAGCAGCGCGCGCUGACGACCGCCCAGUUCGCCGGGGCGGCUUCGGCGCCGCCGGAGGUCGCGACCCCGGCGGCGGCGCCCGCGGCGGGCGGCAGCCCCUCGACGGCCAUCCUGCGGCUGCUCGACUCGCCGCUGGGGCGCGCCAGGCUCCGACGCCGCGGGCGCGCUGUCGGACGGCAGCUGGGGGCCACUGACCGACGUGGAGGUGCUGGAGCGGCUGCUCAAGGACAUCGAGGUCUCCGAGACGAGACGAUGCGGGACUACGAGCGGCGGCUGCUGCGGGCCUGCGCGGUCCUGACGCUGCGGCGGCAGGUGGUGCCCGACGGCGCCGUGGAGUUCGGCAUGCGGAAGGCGCGCUUCCUGGCGGAGGCGCGGGUCCACCCCGUGGGCGUCGCUGCGGCGCUGGAGGCGCGGUUCCGCUCGGUGCUGGACGUGGAGACGGAGGAGGCCGACGAGGACGCGCGGGCGCUCAUGGAGCUUCUCACGGCGGCGCGCGGGGGCGGCUCUCGCGACGCGGUGGCCGGCGGCCCGCGCGCGAGGCCAGCGGCGGCGGCGGCCCCGCCGGCGAGCGCCCCAGGCGGCGCGGCCGCGGGUGCGGGGCCCCCCUUCCCCUCGCCCCCCGAGGGCCCGCCGCCCGGCUUUCAGCUGGCCUCAGUUGCUGCGGCCGCCGCGUCCAGCGACGCGAGCCUGGCCGCGGCCCCCCGCGGGCUGGCGGGGGCCAUCGGGCACCGCUACGACAAGAAGGCCUCCACCAUCCAGGUGAAGCCGCAGCGCAACCUGCCGACGUUGGGCGACGGCGACUUCGACGUGGACUCGUUCGUAGAGGAGUUCGAGGAGAUGGUUGGCCUCGCGAACGACGGCGCUGGCAUGACGUCAACGGAGAUGGUGCGAGCGCUCGGCGCCUGCUUGAGGGGCUCGCGGCAGCGCGCCUACAAGGUCGAGCUGAAGCAGGGCCUGAAGGAGCGGCUCAUGGAGUUCAAGGAGGGCCUGCUGGAGAAGCAGCACAAGUUGAACGCCGAGUGGCGGACGCUCUCGCGUGGGAAGAUGAGCGCGCUCGAGUUUCAAGCGACCUUCGAGAACAUCGUGGCGGAGAUGGAGCUCGCUGGCGCGGGGAAAUCGGGCCGCGACCUGCUGCUCAACAAUCUCGCGCUCGUUCCGCCUGUUCAUCGCGCCGAAGUGCUGAAGAACCGACGUCUCUACCAGCGGCCUGGCGGGCAUCCAGAGGUUAGCGGGGUCGAGACGUGGCGCGAAGCUCAUCGAGUCCUUCUGAGGUCGAAGGAAGCCGAGAGCUUGGCCAAGGUGCGGAAGGCGAAGGGGAACUCGGGCAAGCCGGAGGGCAUGGGCGCUGGCGGCAAGAAGGGCGCUGGCGGGCGCGGCUCGGACGACGGCGGCAAGGGCGGUCAGAAGCCGCAGCUGCGCCUCCAGUUCCCGCGUGGGGGCUGCAGCAAGAGCGAGAAAGAUUGCAAGUUUACCCAUUCAGGCCAGGCGGCCCAGAAGGUGAUCGCGGCCGUCUACGCCGGCGCCGCGGCGAACAGCUCGCGACCCCCAGGCCCUGGCGGCCCGGGCGCGGCGAGCAGCGGCCAGGGCGCGGCGCCCGCUGCUAGCGAGGGGGCUCGAGGCGCGGCGCCGAAGGCCCAGACCUCGCUGGCCGGCAAGCUCGCGCGGGCGCGCCCGCGCGGGGGCGUUGUCGGCGCGAGUUGCGACCUGCCCAGCGCGAGCGCGAUCCCGGAGUCUUCGAUGCCAGCAGGCGCGUUGAAAGACUUGGACCAGAUCCCGGCUUGCGCGUGGACUCAGGUUCAGGAGCCUGACGACGGCUACCACUACUUGUGCCACAGCUACGCGUCCUCCGUGGCUGAUCAGGGCGACCUCAAGAUCCGCGGGAUGGUGGACCUGCGGCUGGUCUUCGCGGGGUUGGACGGCGCCCGCGUGGUUCGGGCGUUUCGGCUUCGACUGCUGCGCGGAGGCUGGGACAGGCCGCUGGUCACCAUCCUUGGCGCGCCUGCCUUGGGCGCGCCACCCUUGGGCAUCGGUCGUCGGCCGACGCCGCGGGGCCAUUUCUUGCCAGGCCUGGACAUCGCGGCGAAGCGCGUCGAGGCCGACGCCGUGCAGGCCGAGCUCCUCGCCGUCGCGGCUGUCUUCGGCCUUCGGUUACGACCGGCCCGUGUCCAGCGCCGCGGGGGCCCUGGCGUGGCCUGGCGCUUCCUGCCCAAGCUGCCCCAUCUGCUUGAUUGGCGGCGAAUGCCCAGCAGAGUUCGGCGGCGACGAGACGGGCGUGAUCGCGCUGGGCGACGCCGAGACCAGCUUCCCACUCUACUUAGCGGCGAGGGCUGCGCGCGGCUGGAGCUCGGCGGCUGCGCUCCGGUGCCGGCCCGCCCGGCUGGCGGGGCGGCCGGCGCCGUCGGCGACGCGGCGGCGAACGGCGCCGCAGCGGCGCGGGCCGCGCCGGGGCCCUGGAGUGGGCAGGGGCAGCUGAUCCUGGCGGGCAACUGGGACCAGCCUGGCGUCAGCAUCGAGGUCGGCGAAAACAUCGGAGCAGUACUUCGCGCCGACGGGCCGCCAACUGACCACGGGCCCUCGGUGGCUUACGCGUGGCGGGGCUGGGGCGAGCUGCGGGGCGUCGUCGAGCUGGAGGUGCCCGCCGACGAGUACUACGCGGAGCGCUUGGUCUAUUGGCAACGCAAAUGUCUUAAGGCUGCGGCCGCGUUCUUGGAGCACCUGCUGGCGAUCGAGGGGCUGCUGGACGUCUGCACCGCGGCUGGGUACUCGAGGGGCGCCGAGAAGUCCCUCGACAGGCUCGCGCAACUUGAUGCGCUCGGCGAGAUAGCGGGCCGCGAAGGCAGCGUGGCGUGCGAGCGACACUUGGAGAUGAUCAAGAACUGGUCGGUGCUGGAGGAUGUGGCAGCGCUGCGGCGCUUCCUCGGCGCCUUCAACUGGAUCCACAACCACUUCCCCAAGGAGGUUCAGAAGCCGCUGGGCACCCUGACGCAGCAGCUGAAGAAAGACGCCGAGUGGCCGAUGACCCAGGAGAAGGUUGCCGCCCAGCGCGCCAUCCAGCGGCUGGCUUGCGAGGCCAUCCGCCUCGCGGUGGUGGCGGACUUCUGUCCGUAUGGGUGGGGCGGCCGCGUCUACCGGCUGGCCGCCGAUCGUCGCGCCCUCCGCGCCCUGGCGAUGCACGGCGGCUGCCGCAGCUUGGCCCAGAGCAUCUGGCAUCCUAGGCGCAGCGAGCUGCGCGCGCAGCGCGAGACCAGGCGGGCGGCACGCAAGGACUUCGGGCGGCUGCCUGCCCUGUGCUGGACCGACCACGCCGCGGCGGUGAAGGGCGCGACGGGCGAGGCCGAGACAGAUUCCACCGUGGCCCGCUGGGUCGGCGAGAUCGAGAGCGACGGCAGCAGGCCGAUGAACCUCUCCGGUCGUAGCGCGGCUCUUGGCGACGGCCCCUUCCGCGAGUGCGAGGCCCGCGGCGAGUUCCUGCGCGAGCAGGCGCGCUCUUUGGCGAACAUCACGAUCGAGGGCGACGCUCUCGCGCUGCGCCUGCCGGACUACGGGUGCGAGAGGCGGCGGGGCGCGGAGCAGGCGCGGGCGGCGCGGCAGCUGCAGCUCGCGGCGCCUAGCAUGCGCCUUCGCUCGGCCCCUCGCGACCCUCCGCUGGCGGAUGGCGCCGGCGGCUCGCGCUACAUCGCGCCGCCCCGCUUCCCAGGCGAUCAGAGCAGCAAGGCGCGCAAGCAGCUCCGCAACGACGUGCUGACGGCGGUGGCGGCGAUGCUGCGAGAGCGCUCGGCUCGGUGGCCUAAGGUCGUCACCAGCAUGGGCCACGGGGCGCCGGUGGCCGCGGCCGCUGCCCACCCCCGCCUGGCGGGGGCGGCUCUCGUGCUGCGGUAUGCGCCAGAGGCGGAGGGCAUGCUGAUCGCUGAGGCGUGGCUUAAUGUCAGGGCGUUCGUUGCGAUCGGGCCGCGCGCCCACAUUCCCAGCAAGAUCGGCGUCGUGCAGGAGGCUUUCCCCGAAUUCGGAGCGCCCGCUUUCGGCGUCGAGCGCCCCGCCCCGCUGUUCCUGGUGGAGGGCGCCAGGGCUCGCCGCAGCUUCGGGCGCGACUUCGGCGAGGCGCUGGGCGUGACCAUGGCUGCCACGUCGGGCGAGGUCCUCAUCGAGGAGGUGGUCUCGGGGCCUACGCGGCAGCUGGAGUUCAGCGGUGGGCGCUGCGCCUGCGGCCGGGGCUCGCUGGCCCUGGCGCGCUGCGGACAGUGCAUUCGCGCGGAUCGCGAUCUGGAGGGCGAGGCCAGGCUGGCGGAGUGCCCGGAGGAGUCUCUGGGCGAGGCUGGCGCGGGCGAGGUCGCCGCAGUGCCGGCUCGCGCGGUGGCGGCGACGGCGGCGGUGGCGCCGGGCCCGUGCGUCGCCGUCUCGCCGGAGCUCGUGCAGGAGCUACUGGAGUUCGGCGGCGGGCGCUCGGACUUCGCGUGCAGCAACGUCAGGCCGCCCGCGGGUUGCCAUGUCGUGACCGGCGAGAAGGCGGCGCUGGCUCAGCCGCGCGUGGAGACGGACUUGGAGCUCGUCACCGAGGUCGACCUGCAGGAGCUGAAUCUCCCCGCGGGCGCAGAGCUGAUCCAACUCUUCGCCGGCGCCCGGCUGCUCUGGGACAGCGGCGCGCAGCAUCCUGCCUUAGGCAGCCUUUGGGACUUCUUCCUGGUCGAAAACGGGAACAAGGCGAUCGACGCCGCGGCGGCAGCAGGCAUAACUUACGCAGAGGACGUGAAGUCGAAGGGCAGCAAGGAGAUGGGGUCCCCACAUCUACACGUGGCCGCGGACUUUUUUCAGGAGAUAGCCAAGAGCGCGGACAUCGAGGGCGAGACAGCGACGGUCUUGACACAGUUCUCGAUGCUGAUCGAGAUAAUGCAGAAGGAGGAGCUCGCGGACAUCAUUUCCUACUUUCGGGUGAAGAAGGCGUACGCGGACCCAGGGCAGACGCAGAAGUGGAAGCUUCACAUGAUGUUCAACGCCUUGGCAGCGACUCCGUGGACGGAACACAACGAGGGCCAGGUGAAUGCAAUUCGCGCGGGCAACGAGCUGCCGCAAGUGAAGCUGGGGAACUACACGGUUCAAGACCUACGGCUGGCGACGUGCAGGGGGCUACGGGCACUCAAGGCGAAUCAG
Molecule: messenger RNA, 5505 nt
Organism: Prorocentrum cordatum
Lineage: Eukaryota; Dinophyceae; Prorocentrales; Prorocentraceae
Source: the annotation of a GenBank genome assembly